Messenger RNA from Cylicocyclus nassatus, 608 nucleotides. The record is from the annotation of a GenBank genome assembly. NCBI's taxonomy places the organism in Eukaryota, Metazoa, Nematoda, Chromadorea, Rhabditida, Strongylidae.
AGAUCUGAAGUCCAUAGCCAAUCACGUGCGCUACGUUUCGUCUUGACAACAACUAUCCAGAGGUUUCACUGUCGAUUUGAUAUUUUAUCUAUUAAACAAUGAAGUUGCUGCUUGUAAUGUUUUGCUGUGCGAAUAUAAUGGCUGACGACCUUGGCCGUCUGGAAGACAAUUACAAUAACACAGAUGGCAAUCAUGACGCAGAUGUUCUCAACUGCGAAAAAAAUGAAGAAAUUGGAGAAUGUGGGCGUGAGUGUGAAAAUACAUGCGCUUUUAUCAAGAUGUCAUGCUCACUGAAAUGUUCUUCAAAAGCUUGUGUUUGCAAAAAGGGGUAUUAUCGAGAUAGCAAAGGAAACUGCACAAACGAUUGCCGGAAGGAAGAGUGCGCUGCGCCAAAUAUGGAGAGGAAACGUUGCGCGAAAAAACCUGAUUGUCAGAAUACAUGUGUCGGUAAGGUGGGUUCGGUUAAGUUUUGCAAAGAUGCUUGUGUACCGUAUGGCUGCGAAUGUAAAAGCGGAUUCCUGCUUCUAGAACCACGUUACGAUUUCCCUCAGUGUGUGACUGAAAAAGAAUGCAAAGUCUACUUAUGGAAGAGAGCGCAAAAGUUCGAC